UGGCCAGGUCCGGCCGCGUGCUCCCCACCACACAGGUGGGUCGCGGAUCCCCACGCGAGGAGCGCAGGCGGUGCUUGAGAUGGCUGAUUCUGACCCUGGAGAAAGAAACUAUGACAACAUGCUGAAAAUGCUGUCAGACCUGAAUAAAGACUUGGAAAAGCUACUGGAAGAGAUGGAGAAAAUCUCAGUGCAAGCCACGUGGAUGGCCUACGACAUGGUGGUGAUGCGCACCAACCCCUCGCUGGCAGAGUCCAUGCGCCGGCUAGAGGACGCCUUCCUCAACUGCAAGGAGGAGAUGGAGAAGAACUGGCAAGAGCUGCUCAAUGAGACCAAGCAUAAACAGUAGGCCCCUUGCCCACCGCGGCCCCCAAGCUGCCC
Messenger RNA from Lontra canadensis (Northern American river otter), 378 nucleotides. RefSeq names its product synaptonemal complex central element protein 3 (gene SYCE3). NCBI's taxonomy places the organism in Eukaryota, Metazoa, Chordata, Mammalia, Carnivora, Mustelidae. The record is from RefSeq and is a predicted model, not a curated record. Bases 80 to 346 code for a protein of 88 amino acids. Gene Ontology annotation, cellular component: central element. The transcript is spliced from 3 exons. Gene Ontology annotation, biological process: spermatogenesis; synaptonemal complex assembly; reciprocal meiotic recombination.